AUGAUCUCAAAGGUCUUUUCUAAUCUAACUUAUUCUGUGAUUCGUACACGCACUCGCCCACCUCGGGGCGCGGGCCUCGCCCCGCAGCCCCUUUGCUCGCUGGCCAGGGACUGCCGGCCCGGGCUGCCAUGUCUGUGGCGCAGCACGGCCCGGGAUCGGCGGCAGGAGCGCCCCGCCCGCCGGCGCCGCGGGGAACCGGCCGGGAGCCGGCAGCCGGGAGGGAAGGAAGGAGGGCGGCGGCGAAAGAACCGCGCUCUUCCAGCUGGCGCCUCAGCCCACCGAGCCGGGCAGCAGACACCGGGUGGUGCAGGAGGCCAGAAUGGCCGCAGGGUCCGGCCAGCCUUCCCCGGGCCUACGCCGCGCACUUUUCGGCCGACAGAUAAGGGCCCUGCCCGUCCCCUCGCUAUUUCCUCUCUCUCUGUUUCCUUUUCUCUCUUCUCCUUUUCCCGGAAUUCUCUCUCCCCGCGCUGCCCUCCGCCCCCGCUUUGCCCGCUCCGCACACACGCCCCCGGAGCGCCAGGCAGGGGCAGUAGGGAGCCUGCGCUCGGCCCCCGCGCUGCCGCCGUCCCGCCCCGGCCCCCCCCGCCGGGCAGCGCCGGGGACCCCCUCCCCCGCCCGGCCAUUCCGGAGCGAAUUCCCCCCGCCUCCCCCGCCGUGAUUUUUCUCCUGUUUUAUUAUUUUAAUUUUACCUCUCCUCUUCUCGGAGGGGUCGCUGCGCGGCCUCCCCUCCCACCCCGACUACAAACCUCUUCGCUCCCUUCCCCACCCUCGCAGAGGCGAACGGGGAGUCCCCACCGCGCCCGAGGGUCUCCUCCCUCGCUCAUCGUGCCCCGCAUCGCCCGUGGGUCCGGGGGAGCUGAGACAGGCAGCCCCCUCCCUGCCACCGUCCUCGGCCGCCCGGGAAGGGGGAAGCUCCCCUUUCUGCAGCCAUUAGCGACGGGCGAGGAAGAAGCGAGUGGAGCUGGGGACCCCGCGCACGCCGUGCCACUCCCCCCGCCGCCUCCCCCCCAGCCCUGUCGCUGGCGGAGGAGGAGGACGGCGCCGAGGAGGAAGAGGCUGAUGGCGGCGGUGAGGAGGCAGCAGGAGGAGGAGACCCCACGAAGGAUGAAGAUGAUGAUGGUGGCGGCGGCGAGGAAGCACCAGCACAACAGCCGGGAUUAAUUUUACUAAAAAAAAAAAAAAAAAAUCACCAGCCUCCUUUUUUUAUUUUUAAUUUUUUUUUUUUUUUUUUUUUU
Messenger RNA from Poecile atricapillus (Black-capped chickadee), 1235 nucleotides. RefSeq lists its product as uncharacterized. The record is from RefSeq and is a predicted model, not a curated record. NCBI's taxonomy places the organism in Eukaryota, Metazoa, Chordata, Aves, Passeriformes, Paridae. Bases 1 to 1161 code for a protein of 386 amino acids. The transcript has 4 exons.